Lycium ferocissimum is the source of this 534-nucleotide messenger RNA. RefSeq lists its product as uncharacterized. The coding region runs from base 150 to 350 and encodes 66 amino acids. Lineage: Eukaryota; Viridiplantae; Streptophyta; Magnoliopsida; Solanales; Solanaceae. The transcript is spliced from 3 exons. The record is from RefSeq and is a predicted model, not a curated record.
AUUAGCCCUUCAAUUUUCCAUUAUAUUACAAAUCACCCCCUCCCACUUCUAUAUUUCCUCAAAAUUGUCUCUUUCUCAGCGUUUCUUUUGGUAAAGACUAAAGACCAUCUUCUGAUUCUUCUCUAGCGUCUCAAUUCAGCUACUUUACAAUGACUCGAGGAAAUCAGAGGGAAAAGGAUCGGGAAAGAGCUGCAGCUCGGGCUGGUAAAAACAAGAAAAACGAUGAUGGUUUGACUCCUGAGCAGCGCCGUGAAAGGGAUGCAAAAGCUCUGCAAGAGAAGACUGCAAAGAAAGCAGCAAAAGAGGCAGCAGGGGGUAGCAAUGCUGGAAGUAAGGACACGAAAAAAUAGAUAGCUGCUGUUUGCUCAAUGUGGUUUGUUAGCUUUCUGGGGAUUUAUAGAUUUCAAUUAUGUCUUAAAACCCUGAUGUUUCGUGUGUUCAAUGUAUCGUCAGUUCUAUGUUGUUUUGCAAUAUGACAUUGAGUUGAAUUUUAUUAUGUUGUACACUCGAAAUAUAAAGUCUUUUCUUUCCUGA